Messenger RNA from Diaporthe amygdali, 234 nucleotides. RefSeq lists its product as uncharacterized. Lineage: Eukaryota; Fungi; Ascomycota; Sordariomycetes; Diaporthales; Diaporthaceae. The record is from RefSeq and is a predicted model, not a curated record. The coding region runs from base 1 to 234 and encodes 77 amino acids. The transcript has a single exon.
AUGCUAAGACAGGACAAAACUAGAACCACACCGAACGAUCACAGCGGCGGAAUGCCUCAGAACAAAGCUCUAGCCCCACUCCGGACCCAGCCCUUUCUAAAGGAGCCGUCCCGCGAUGGAAACACAAUAGUCAUGCUCCCGGACCAAACUGUCGACGAGACAGCCAGGCGAGAGCAGCAAACCGCGACUAUCGCAACAAAGAUUGCCUCCUUCGAGCAGAAGUUCGGAAAGUGA